Messenger RNA from Colletotrichum spaethianum, 549 nucleotides. RefSeq lists its product as uncharacterized. The record is from RefSeq and is a predicted model, not a curated record. NCBI's taxonomy places the organism in Eukaryota, Fungi, Ascomycota, Sordariomycetes, Glomerellales, Glomerellaceae. The transcript has a single exon. The coding region runs from base 1 to 549 and encodes 182 amino acids.
AUGUCCCUGGUCAGCCUGAUCAGCAGCGAAAUUAGGCUCCGGAAUUACGAACGCGAUACUGUCGAAAACCUGGUGCGGAAACUCGUCGACAAGGCGUACAAUAACCUACAAAUACGAACCGAUCUUGGCUUACUGGGAACUAUGACGUUCAAGAGCCAUACAAACCUCAGCAAGACUAACGACAGCUUAUCCAAACACAUACAUCAAAUUUUCAUCAAGAAGGACAAUAAAGGCCAAACGCCGCCAAACUACAAGUCCCAGCAUAGGGCGCAGGGGAAGGGCAAUCAGAUGGACCAGUUCUGCAUACAUCGCACCUCUAACGGUCGAAAUAUUCCUGCCAUAGCAAUCAAGUCCAAGGCGCCACAUAAGCUAAGGCGUAACAAGGUUAUCACAGGCCUGGCGUCCGAGAUCCAGCCGGAACGCAACGUGAUUAACAAAGACGGUAACAGUUUCACGUUUACAUCAAAUAUACUUACUACCGCCAUUAUCACCCAGCUCUUCUCCUAUAUGAUUAGCACACGCAUGUCACAAAGUACCAAAGGCAACUAA